Molecule: messenger RNA, 1198 nt
Organism: Ceraceosorus bombacis
Lineage: Eukaryota; Fungi; Basidiomycota; Exobasidiomycetes; Ceraceosorales; Ceraceosoraceae
Source: the annotation of a GenBank genome assembly
AUGGUUCGUCGUUCACUCUCCUCCUUUCCAGCUUGGCUUGGCUUGCCCACCGAGCACGAUGAAGUCUUUGACCCCCAAGCCCGCUUCGUUACGAGCUACAUUCUACCUCCUUGGCUCUUAGCGUCCAUCCGCACCAUCUUCUUCCUCUACGCUCUCGUCACUCUCAUUUUGGACUUCGUUUUUGGAGGAGCGGAUCAAUUUGCUUACUUUACCGUCCUCUCCUACUCCGGCAUUACUUCUUGGUUUCUCAUUUCCGCUUUCCAAGGAUUCACAUAUACCCACUCUCUUGCACGAUGGCACAAGACCUUUACCUCUUCGGACCUGCCUACGAGUGACAAAGUACAAUAUCCUCAGAGCUGGCUCUCAAACAAGUUUCCUCGACCACUGCAGUUUGCUCACUUGCUGCUAUGGUCCACCGUAGCCACGUACCCGCUCAUCGUGACCAUCGUCUUUUGGUCCGCAUUGAGCGGCGGCGCACUGGACGGCCUACAGCGCGCUUGGCAGAACAUUUCGGUUCACGGUCUGAAUUUGGCUUUCGCCAUGAUUGACGUUAUCGUCAUCGGAAGAGGACCUAUGAUGCCCUGGUCGCACUUGCUUUUUGUAGUCUGCCUUCUCGCUCUCUACGUCGGCGUCGUGAGUACGAGAAGAAAGACCCUUCCCGCAAAUGAGAAGUUUCCGCUGCGGUAUCGAGCUGGUAGCGAGUAUUCACAUUGCAUCCACGUUCAUUGCGCGCUCUAGGCGUACAUUCACUACGCUGCGAGUGGGACCUACGUCUACGACUUUUUGGAUCCAGGCUUCGUCGGUGGUCAAGUAAGUAGAAGUCUGAUUUGCUAGUACGGUUGCUUACGACGCAGCGCUGAUGCCCCACACGACCUGGUUUGAACUUUCAAAGGGACCGCUAGCAGGCGUGAUCAUCGGCGUAGGAGUAGGCUGCUGUCUUUCCUUCCUCGUCGGCCAAUUCCUCAUAUGGUUACGGGAAUGGCUGGCCGCGUUGAUACAAAGAUCAGGAGGAUGGGGCUCGGCCAGACCAGUCGGAGUGCCCGACAAUGCCCUUGUUCCCACCAAAUUUGGUCCGGGUCCAGACGGCGAGGGCGGUCAGCGCAGCUCGUCGGCCGGACCUUGGAGGCAGCGAUGGCCUCCUGCCAUCUCGCACAGCGUCGACUCUGCAACGAGCACGACCCAGCCCCAUCUUGAUUGA